Molecule: messenger RNA, 6023 nt
Organism: Caenorhabditis auriculariae
Lineage: Eukaryota; Metazoa; Nematoda; Chromadorea; Rhabditida; Rhabditidae
Source: the annotation of a GenBank genome assembly
AUGCACAAUGGAGAGCCGCCACCGCCUCCGGGAGUCGUCACGAUGCAACCGGGCUAUGGACCACCCGCUAUGAUGCCGAUGCAGCCAUUCUCUCAUCCGAUUACGGUUCAACCGGGACUCCAACCCGGCCAAGUCGCCAGUCAUAGUGAGUUACAGGAAAAAGCAAAAAAAAAAUCUUGGCGGCAGUGGGAGUCGAACCUGGGACCUCUGGUUCCAUUGACUAGGUCCUCAGCCACUCGGCCAUUCAGUAAUAGAAGUUUUAGUUGGACUGAAACAGGAAAAAAAAUGGCAAAAAAAAUCUUGGCGGGAGUGGGAGUCGAACUCGGAACCUCUGGCUCCAUUGACUAAGUCCUCAGCCACUCGGCCAUCCAGUAAUUAAAGUUUCAGUUGGUUUGAAACAGUAAAAAAAAUAGCAAAAAAGUAAUGGCGGGAGUGGGAGUCGAACCUGAGACAUCUGGUUCCAUUGACUAGAUGCUCAGCCACUUAACCAUCCCGUAGUCGAAGUUUUAGUUGGUUCUGAAACAGAUAAUAAACGGCAAAAAAAAUUAAUGGCGAGAGUGGAGGUCGAACCUGGGACCCCUGGUUCCAUUGACUAGGUCCUCAGCCACUCGGCCAUCCAGUAAUUGAUGUUUAAAGUGGUCUGGAACAGAAAAAAAAUAGCAAAAAAGUAAUGGCGGGAGUGGGAGUCGAACAUGAGACAUCUGGUUUCUUUGAAUAGAUCCUCAGCCACUUGGCCAUCCAGUAAUCGAAGUUUUAGUUGGUCUGAAGCAGAAAAAAAAAAUGGCAAAAAAAGAUGGCGGGAGUUGGAGUCGAACCUGAGACCCCUGGUUUCAUUGACUAGAUCCUCAGCCACUCGGCCAUUCGGUAAUCGAAGUUUUAGUUGGUUCUGAAACAGAUAAUAAACGGCAAAAAAAAAUUAAUGACGAGAGUGGAGGUCGGACCUGGGACCUGGGACCCCUGGUUCCAUUCACCAGAUCCUUAGCCACAUAGGCUCUUUCAGAACCGAUUUUUUAGCCGCAUUCAAAAUUUGAAUUUUUGUCUGAAACGGCAAAAUAGUGAUUUACACGAGUAGGAUUCGAACCCAGGUUCGAUUCGAACCCUUUUCCCGCCCACCAGAGCCUCUAGCCACUCGGCCAUUUGUUCAUCAAUUUGGUGAUGUACAACUCACGGAAAGGCUACAAGCGUAGAGAGUCAGAAAGUUCUAUAUUUGUCAUCGGUGGAGGUAGAGAAAAUGGCAAAAGCAUACUCGCAUGGGUAGGAGCCGAACCCACGACCCUUUUGCUGCCCACCAGAGCCUUAGGCCUCUCGGCCAUUCGUUCAUCUCUUUGCCGGCUAUUGAGAUUGAUUAUACGGCUAUAACCGGGGAGCAUCAGAGCCAGGAGUUUUUCGGUUGAGUUAGAGAAAAUGGCAAAAGUAGAUUCGCAAGGGUAGGAGUCGAACCAAAGUCCCUUAGUCUCUAGACAGCGCCCUAGACCUCUCGGCUACCUGAAAGUUUUCAGCCGCUGUUUACAUGCCGAUGCCGAAUCCGAUCGAAGGUGUUCCUCCCGGCCUCGAAUAUCUCAGCUACGUUGAUAGUUUGAUCGUUUAUCAGGUGAUUUUUCGAUUUUUUGACUUUUUCCCCUUGGUUCUAAGUUCACGAUUUGUCUUUCAGCUCAAAGAACUCAUCGAAAUCGUGACGAAUUGGGAGACCAAGAAUAAAUACGUGCUAAAGAACGCCAAUGGAGACCAGGUAAAAACGAAAAAAGUGGAGAUUUGCCCGUAGUUACAGUAGGAAGACCUGCACAUCUAAGAAAUUAGAAAUUUUUUUUUGCGAAAAAUCCGAAUCCCGUUGCUAAUAGGACUGAGGCUAUGAAAAUAUGAGAUUUUCCCGUAGUUACAGUAGGAAGUUUUUCACCUGCUCAUCUAAAAAAUGACAAGUCUUUUUCGGGGAAAAACGCAGAUGAUUAUAUAAUACGAACUAUGAAAAAAUAAAAAAAUCAACUCCAGGUGUUUUUGACGACGCCCCGUUCACUUUUUCCGUAAAGUUCUGUGUUUUGUGUGCAUGCGCCGCGGCGUUAUUGCACACUAAAUCGCAUCAAAUUAGUUUCAAUUUGAUCAAAAAAUUUUUGUUAAUGGAAGGAAAUGCGAAACCAAAAAACACGGUGGGCGGAGUCAAAAGCUGCUCCCACGUGACGUCAUGGGGACGGCAGAGAUGCGUAAAUAAAAUGGCAUACUAUUAAAGGCGCAGACGGCCGUAUUUGCAAGAGGUCUUUGAGACGAACGGGAUUUUCUGCGCGUAAGCGGCACUGUGCAUGCACACGACACACGAGACUUUACGGAGAAAAAAAAACGCCGUGUGAUCCGCCUCAUGACCGAUGCAAUCGCAGAGGCAUGCGCCUUUAAUAAGCCCUGUUUUCAAGCUCCUCCGCCGUUCUCAUGACGUCACCUGGGAACGGCGGAAGUUAUCUUGGCUCCCCCUUUAUCUUCCACUAGUAAAAACGCCCCUGACCUUUACCUUUUUCUCCAGAUUUACUACGCCUUCGAAGAAUCCGAGUGCUGCGAAAGACAAUGCUGCGGUCCGCAACGCGGCUUCACCAUGCACAUCGUCGACAACUUUCAAGAGGGUAGAUCCAGAACCCCCAGUUUGAAAAGAGAAUACCGAAACGCGUCAGGAAGUCCUGACCCUCCGACGGCCCUUCAAAUGCUGCGGCGGGGCCUGCUGCGGAUGUUGCGGCUGUAUCGGAUGCUGCCAGCAAGAGUGUUCCGUCGAGUCGCCCACCGCGGGAUAUGUGGGCGUUUAUUCUUUUCUCAAGAACUAUCGGAUAGUCUUUUUUUGGAGAAAAAUUGUGCUCCUAGACUGUCAAGUUUCAAAAGUACACAGCUGAAAAAAAGCUACCGUAUACGCAGAAAAGGUCUUGAAGCGAAAUGGGAUCAAAUUCGAUCUUAUUUGGUAUAUGGUAAUUUUGACAGAAAAAAAAUCAUAACAAAAUUGAAUUCUAUUCAGCCAAUUUUCCACGAGUUAAAAAACGUAGAUUGGCAAUGUGACGCGUUGCGUACGCGACGCGGUUUUUUGGCGGGAAGCUCGAGGUCGAACGCAAUCAUGGAAAAAUGUAGAGGAAUACGUUUUUCUUUAUUAUUCACUUUUUUCAUUCAACUCGCCUUAAAAUCCCUAUAUUACGAGGAUAAAACAUAAAAAAAGGCUGGCUCAAAUACCUCGCUAAAAAACCGCAUCGCGUACGCAACGCGUCACUCUUGCCAAUCUACCCAACUCGCCUUUUGAUGGGGGAAGGCCUCGACAAAAUCACUCGGGCCUCGGUAACGAAAAUCGGACGUUUCUGAGAAGUACCAUCACUUAAGAGCGCUGACGCUACUUAAGUGGCCACUAGAAAUGCUCCGACACGCCCGAUUGAAGUUACCAAGGCCCAAGCAUACAACGAGAUGGCUACUUUUUGGAAUUAUAGAUGAUUCACUGCUGGCUUGAGCCAUCAAAAAGAGUCCUGACACAAUAAUACGCAAAAUAUUGCCUGGCUCUUGGAGAGCACAGACAAGCCACGCCCCCUUAGCGUCCAAAGUUGGCCGUGAAUCAGCUAUACCGUAAUUCUUUCCGUCAUUUUGAAGGAUAUUUCUCGAAUAUUUGCCUCAAAUUUGCAGCUGGGCACGAUCCGUCAACGGCAGUCCUGCUGUUCCUCGGCUUUUCCACCUGCUCGACGCAAAUAAUACCGAAAUUCUCAAAGUUUCCCAAGACGAUCAAUUUUUAAAUUUCGAAUCAAUCUUUCCAGAUCGACGGCCCUUGCUGCUGCCUCAUGAUGGGCUGUCAGGACAAAGAGUUCCCGGUAGAAAAAACUGAAGCUUUUCCAGAAAAAAAACCGCUUUUUCCAGGUCUCCUCACUGUCGGAUCAAACGAUCGGAGCGAUCAAAAAACGCUGGGGCGGCUGUUUCCGCGAAGCGAUCACUGAUGCCGACGUCUUCAGCGUCGAUUGUGAGGAUCUUCUGAAGAUUUGGGGAGAAAUAUGAGAAAUUUUGAAAAAAGUGUGAGAAGGGACCCUCAAAGCUUCAAAAUUCGCUCUCUUUCACUUUUUGACCGCAUUUGGAAUGGCUUGAGGUGUAGCGGUUGCGACGCGGCUUAGAAGAGGUGGCUUUGAGAUUCGAGAAGAUUUUAGGUGAACCUUUAAAAUAGCUCAAAAACCCUUAAAUUAGCUUUCAAAUCUUUGAGAGCUUGUGGCCGCAUUCGGAAUGGCUCAAGGCGAUGCGGUUGCGACGCGGUUAGAAGUGAUGGCUUUGAGAUUCGAGAAGAUUUUAGACUAACCUUUAAAGAAGGUCAUGAGCCCCUGAAAGUUGCUUUUGAAUAUCUGUAGCGUCUUUAUCGGAAUUUGAGAGCUUGUGGCCGCAUUUGGAAUGGUUUUAGGUGUAGCGGCUUAGAAGAGGUGGCUUUGAAACUCGAGAAGAUUUUAGGUGAACCUUCAAAAAAGCUCAUAGACCCCUUUAAAAGCUGCUUUCGUAGCAAUUUCUUUGACUUUGAGAACUUUUGGUGGCCGCAUUUGGAAUGGCUCAAGGCGAUGCGGUUGCGACGCGGUUAGAAGUGAUGGCUUUGAGAUUCGAGAAGAUUUUAGAUGAACCUUUAAAGAAGGUCAUGAGCCCCUGAAAGUUGCUUUUGAAUAUCUGUAGCGCCUUUAUCGGAAUUUGAGAACUUUUGGCCGCAUUCGGAAUGGCUCAAGGCGUAGCGGAUGCGACGCGGUUAGUAGAGAUACUCUUGAAAUUUAAAGAAAAUGUGCUUGGAAAUUCCUGCAAAAGCUUCUCGUGAGUUUUUAGAGCCCCUAUGGACCUUUGAGAACUUGUUGCCGCAUUUGGAAUGACUCAAAGUCUAGCGGCUGAUUCGCAUCGGACUCCUAAACGACUUGCGCGCAUGAAAACGUUUUUGAGCGGUUUUGGAGUUUAUAGCCAUUAAUGGAACGACUAUUAGUUCACAAGCCUUUAAUGAUUAUCAUUAGAUGCUCAGGCACACUAGGUUACGGUAAUUUCCAUAAAAAUCGGACAAAAUUUUAGUUCCCAUCGAUAUGGACGUCAAAAUGAAGGCUGUGAUGCUUGCCGCCACCUUCCUUAUUGUAAGUUUCUCACGGUUUUUGCCAUUUUUUGUUGUUUUUGUGGAUUUUUCUGUUUGGUUUCAGUUUCCGCACGCUUUUUUAACCUUCUAACUUUCCUCAAAAUCAGCACCAACUUUUCAGGAUUUUGUCGAGUUCGAGAGCGAAGCCUGAACGAUCUUCUACGUCUUUUUUUUCGAUUUUUUCUUGAUUUUCAAGCUUCUCAUCCACUUUUUUAGUUCUGCACGGGUGUUUGGUAUGUUUCCUGUUCACUGUGCGCUUAAAAUAAGUUUGUUUUCGUGGAGGACCCUUUUAGAAGGGAGCCUAUGCGCCUUUAAAUUUCAAAGUGUUUGGUGACUCAUUUUUCGGUUAUAUUAUCACUUUUCAAUUUUUCACGUUAUGUUUGUAAGUGCACAAAAAUAUCAAGGCAUUUAUUCUAAUUUUCGUGUCGAAGUCUCGUUUGAAGCGCACUUUAUGCGCCUUUAAAUUUCAAAGUGUUUGGUGACUUAUUUUUUGUUUUUGCACAACAAACUUGUAAGAUCUUCGCAUAAGAUGUCAAAGCAUUAAUUAUAAUUUUCGUGUCGAAACCCUUUUAAAGCGCACUCUAUGCGCCUUUAAAUCAAGACGCUUUUUUCGAAGAAUUUUCAAGUUUCAUGAUUUUUUAAUGAUCAUUUUCAAUAAGAAAAUAAUUCACGAAUCAAAUUAUCAUUAAAAAAAAAUUAAAUAGAUCCUUCGAAAAAUGGAAAUUUAAAGGCGCAUGGGCACUGAUUCAAAUGAUAACUUCAAGCGAAAUUAAUUCUUAAGCCGUCUGUGAAUGGAUUAUAGUUUUAACUCGUGUAUUUCAUGCUUCCUUUCAGUUUCCCGCACCUGUCCCGCUUGACUUUCACUAAUUUCCCGGUCAGAUCUCAAUUUGAACAUUUCCAGGACUUUAUGGAAUUCGAAACGCCUCAAAACAACAACAACUGA